GCCGGCUCUUGGGCUCCUGGGGCCGCGCGGCAGUCACAGUCCUCCCUCAGGCAGUCCCAGCUCUCUUCUCCCCGCUUCCUGGAGGCCGGAGCGGGGAAGACGGCCGAUGUGCCCAGGCCACCAGGGUGACCCUCACUUUGCCGGCCCGUGGCCUGGAGCAGUUGCAACUCACGACCGCUAGGUGACAGCCUGUCCUCACGCGGCGUGGGAUCCCCUCCCGGCGUACAAGGAAGGAGGUGGUGUUUUUGCCCAAGAGUUAACCAGACUCAGCGAACGAAAGGGCGGAGAGCAGGAGGCGUGGCUCUAGAGAAGGCGGGUUCGCGCAAGCGCCGCGCCUGGGCUUGAGGAUUCCGGAAAUGUGACUCUGAAAAAUGAGAUGGAGAAGUACGAGCGGAUCCGAGUGGUGGGGAGAGGUGCCUUCGGGAUUGUUCAUCUGUGCCUGCGCAAGGCUGACCAGAAGCUGGUGAUCAUCAAGCAGAUCCCGGUGGAGCAGAUGACCAAGGAAGAGCGGCAGGCAGCCCAGAAUGAGUGCCAGGUCCUCAAGCUGCUCAACCACCCCAAUGUCAUUGAGUACUAUGAGAACUUCCUGGAGGACAAGGCCCUCAUGAUCGCCAUGGAAUAUGCACCAGGCGGCACGCUGGCUGAGUUCAUCCAGAAGCGCUGCAACUCCCUGCUGGAGGAGGAGACCAUCCUGCACUUCUUUGUGCAGAUCCUGCUGGCGCUGCAUCACGUGCACACGCACCUCAUCCUGCACCGGGACCUCAAGACCCAAAACAUCCUUCUAGACAAACACCGCAUGGUCGUCAAGAUCGGUGACUUUGGCAUCUCCAAGAUCCUUAGCAGCAAGAGCAAGGCCUACACGGUGGUGGGUACUCCAUGCUACAUCUCCCCCGAACUGUGUGAGGGCAAGCCCUACAACCAGAAGAGUGACAUCUGGGCCCUGGGCUGUGUCCUCUAUGAGCUGGCCAGCCUCAAGAGGGCCUUCGAGGCUGCGAACCUGCCAGCGCUGGUGCUGAAGAUCAUGAGUGGCACCUUUGCGCCCAUCUCCGACCGGUACAGCCCUGAGCUGCGCCAGCUGGUUCUCAGUCUGCUCAGCCUGGAGCCCGCGCAGCGGCCGCCGCUCAGCCACAUCAUGGCACAGCCCCUCUGCAUCCGCGCGCUGCUCAACCUCCACACGGACCUGGGCAGCGUCCGCAUGCGCAGGGCAGAGAAGUCCGCGGCCGCCGGGCCACCCCUGGUCCCGGGCAGCACCGGGAGCAGGACCAGUAGCGCCCGUUGCAGAGGCGUCCCCCGGGGACCUGCGCGGCCAGCCAUUCCUCCGCCGCUGUCAUCUGUGUACACGUGGGGCGGCGGGCUCAGCGCGCCACUUCGGCUGCCAAUGCUCAACACGGAGGUGGUCCAGGUGGCAGCCGGGCGCACCCAGAAGGCCGGCGUCACGCGCUCCGGGCGCCUCAUCCUAUGGGAGGCUCCGCCCCUAGGCGCCGGAGGGGGCGCCCUCCUCCCAGGGGCGAUAGAGCAGCCCCAGCCCCAGUUCGUCUCCCGUUUCCUGGAGGGCCAGUCAGGUGUGACUAUCAAGCACGUGGCCUGUGGGGACCUCUUCACGGCCUGCCUGACUGACCGAGGCAUCAUCAUGACUUUUGGCAGCGGCAGCAAUGGGUGCCUAGGCCAUGGCAGCCUCAAUGACAUCAGCCAGCCUACCAUUGUGGAGGCCCUGCUGGGCUACGAGAUGGUGCAGGUGGCCUGUGGGGCCUCUCAUGUUCUGGCCUUGUCCACUGAGCGAGAACUAUUUGCUUGGGGCCGUGGGGAUGGUGGCCGCCUGGGACUAGGCACCAGGGAGUCCCACUGUUGCCCCCAGCUGGUACCCAUGCCCCCAGGACAGGAAGCCCAGCGGGUUGUAUGUGGCAUUGAUUCCUCCAUGAUCCUCACUGUGCCUGGCCAAGCCCUGGCCUGUGGGAGCAACAGGUUCAACAAGCUGGGUCUGGACCCCCUUUCUCUGGGGGAAGAGCCUGCCCCACACCAACAAGUGGAGGAGGCCCUGACCUUCACACCACUAGGUUCUGCACCCCUGGACCAGGAACCCCUGCUGAGCGUGGACCUGGGCACUGCUCAUUCAGCUGCUGUAACUGCCUCGGGCGACUGCUACACUUUUGGCAGCAAUCAGCAUGGGCAGUUGGGUACCAACGCUCGCAGGGUCAGCCGAGCACCUUGUCAAGUCCAAGGCCUCCAGGGCAUCAAGAUAUCGACAGUGGCUUGUGGGGAUGCCUUCACUGUAGCCAUCGGGGCAGAAGGUGAAGUGUUCUCCUGGGGCAAAGGGGCCCGAGGUCGACUGGGAAGAAAGGAUGAGGAUGCUGGACUCCCUAGGCCAGUGCAGCUGGAUGAGACACACCCGUAUACAGUGACUUCUGUGUCCUGCUGCCAUGGAAACACUCUCCUGGCUGUUCGUCCGGUGACAGAUGAGCCAGUCCCCCCUUAAGGCACCUGGAUCCUCCUCUGGACACCCUGAUAUUGCUUCUCUUCUGAAUGUUCUUGAAAAAUGCAGGUGCCUCAGGCAUGACCAGCCCCCUGGAUCGUGUCAUCAGUGGGGUAUAAGAACAAGUUAAGUCCCUGCUCUGCUUCUGGCCCUGGAUAUGUAAAACUCAACCCACCCUAUUCCCCCAGCAUCCCUCUUUCCCCUCCCCAGCCCUCCUUUCUUCUAUUUAGUCAGUAACUGGAGGGUCCAGCCUGGCUAGAGUUGGAGACCAGACCUAACCUUUGGAAGCAUGGUGGUCUCUAGACCCUCUGCAGAAAAAGGCUGGAGGUGGCUGUGGCUCCAUCCAGAACCUGCCCCUUCCCCCAGCCCAGUUAGGAAGUAAGCCCCUGGUGUCUACUGGGACGGGCCAGCUCCGUGCUUUGGAGUAGGGCAGGCGGCUGAGGCCUGCCUGGACUGGUCAUUCCAGGGGCCUGGCCCCCGCAUUGCUUGGGGCAGGGAGUCCCAGGAGUGCUGCCACCGGCCCCCACUCCCCUAUCCUGAGGCAGGGAAUUGCACAAUUUCUGAGCGCCUCCCUUCCCAGAGGGAGUGCAUGGGCUGCAGUGUACUGCAGAGGGGGAUCUCUCACCCAUGCCAUUCCCCCAAAGCAGGUUGGGAGAAAGGGUAACUGGCUGGACCAGACUAGCUUCCCAAAUGUCUGGGAAGUAGUGCCAAUAAAAAAAUCAGCUGCC
This is a messenger RNA of Phacochoerus africanus (Common warthog), 3198 nucleotides long. It is a transcript of the gene NEK8, whose product is annotated as NIMA related kinase 8. The transcript is spliced from 16 exons. Gene Ontology annotation, biological process: protein phosphorylation. Gene Ontology annotation, molecular function: protein kinase activity; ATP binding. Bases 377 to 2473 code for a protein of 698 amino acids. The record is from RefSeq and is a predicted model, not a curated record. Lineage: Eukaryota; Metazoa; Chordata; Mammalia; Artiodactyla; Suidae.